AUGAAGGUCUGGGUGCAGCUGCUUCCGGGCCUCGUCUGGAAUGUGCUCGGCGGGAAAGAGGAGGUCCAGCUCAGAGUCUGUGGUGAAAGGCAUGGUAGCAAUGGUGGUCGUAGUCGUGAAAGUUAGGUAAAUUAUGCAAGACUGUCCGUGAAGUAUCCUACGGAGAUUCUACGGGCAAAAGCGAAGCGAGAAAGCGGAUGCAGCGGCAGCGGAGGCGAUGUGCAGGUGUGGCGGCGGGUUGCCCUUUAUGAACUGCAGCCGUUUCAGCCAUAUAUGGCUGUCCUUUGCUCUGUCGACAACGUUCGUGGCGGUGUGCAGGGCGCUGAUCCUAUCGUUGGAUCGCAGACGGCCUCACCUGGCCCCCGGAGGCGACGAUGAUCACCUAACACGUUCCAAGCACGUACGUCCGACGUACAUUCAGCAUGUUGCUUCAUUCGUUUUGAUAUUUUCAAACGGAGACCAGGUUGCUCGUCGGGAUUCCCUCUCUUCCGGAGUGCUUUUUCUUGGUUCGUGGUUACCUUCUGAGCUCACUUCAGGAGGGCUUCCGGUACCUAGCAUGUCGCAAGUUUCAGCAUCUGAAGGUGUAAUUUGUAUGAACCAAUGAUUGUGAGUGGCAUCCGUGGUCAGCUUGCCGCGAAAUCCGCCCCAUCGCGAAGUCCGGAGAUCAUGAAGGAUGCGC
Fomitopsis serialis is the source of this 679-nucleotide messenger RNA. RefSeq lists its product as uncharacterized. Lineage: Eukaryota; Fungi; Basidiomycota; Agaricomycetes; Polyporales; Fomitopsidaceae. The transcript is spliced from 3 exons. The record is from RefSeq and is a predicted model, not a curated record. Bases 218 to 604 code for a protein of 128 amino acids.